Molecule: messenger RNA, 730 nt
Organism: Microcebus murinus (gray mouse lemur)
Lineage: Eukaryota; Metazoa; Chordata; Mammalia; Primates; Cheirogaleidae
Source: RefSeq, a predicted model, not a curated record
GUUCUGGUCGUCUUCAUAAAGGGAGCUGCCCCAUUUCUCCCAGCACAGAGUUGGGAGCAAACCCUGAGCCUCCUCCAAGAUGCUGCUGGUCCUGCUCUCAGCGGCCUUGCUGGCCCUCACCGCAGCUCAGAACCUGAAUGAAGAUGUCCAGUCUGAAGAGUCUUCUCUGGGAUCAUCAGAGGAAGAGAAACUAAAGCAGGAGUUAGACAAACUCCAGGGACCACCUCCUGAAGGACACCCAACUGGACCCCCUCCCUCUGGUGGUCCUCCCCAGAAACCACCUGCACAUGGAGGCCAUCACCACCCUCACCCACCUCAUCAUGGAAACCAUCAGGGACCACCUGCACAUGGAGGCCAUCACCACCCUCACCCACCUCAUCAUGGAAACCAUCAGGGACCACCUGCACAUGGAGGCCAUCACCAUCCUCCUCCACCUCAUCAUGGAAACCAUCAGGGACCACCUGCACAUGGAGGACACCACCAUCCUCCUGGCCCUCCUCCUUCUGGAGCGCCCCAAGGACCACCACCACCACCUCCUUCUGGAGCACCUGAAGGGCCACCACCACCACCUCCUUCAGAAAACACUGCCUAAAACCAGCCAUCCCAAUAAUCUAAAUUUCAGUGACAGAGUGAAUAAGAAGACAACAGUCUUUCAAGAAGCUCUGACACUGGAACAAUGUGAUCACAACUCUAACUUGGAUAUACCAAUUAAAUAAUCACUAUGCAAUUU